GCUGAAAUUGAAAAAAAAUAUUUGGACUUCUCCACAGCGUGUAUUACAAAAUAAGAGGAUGUAAAACUACAGAAUCUCAUUACAAAUCUCCUUCAAGAAUCUCAUUCAUCAAUAGAUCUGACAUCUACCGAUAGAUAUGAAGCAUGUAAAAGUAAACAUCCGCUAAAUGUAUUGUUUAUUGAAUCUCAAACAUAAGUUUUACUCCUUAUAGUCAUUUGGUGACUUACAAUUUUUUUUAUGAAAACUGCACUGGAAUAAUUGACUGAUAAACUAGAACUCCCACCAAGAAUUAAGAUAGGAUAGAAAGUUGGGAGCAUCAUGGUAUGACAAAAGAAAAUAGCUGAUAUAUUACACUCGAUAAAUAAGAACACUAUACUGAGAAGCAUAACAUACAAGAGUACUAUAUAAUAGGAAUGACAAAAUAGAACAGGUUGGUGCUAGAGGAUUGCCUUUAAUGGGACAACAGCUGAAAGCAAAAAGAACCAAACCAAGUGCAGUGUAGAUGACCAUAAACGAACUGAAAUAUGACAGAAAUAUCACGAGUUAAACGAAUGCUGAUCUUCACAGCUGGGUUUAUUGAGGCUUUACUAUUCGCUGGUUGUAUAUUUGGCUGGUCAUCUUUGCUGUUUGUCUUGAAGGAAGAUGGGAUUUACAGCAACCUCUGCAAUGCAGUUGAUGCAACAAUAAACAAUGGCACACAGUCAUUGAACUACACUGAAGAAGUUGUAGUGGAUGUUGGUGUAGUAGAGCUAAACCCUAACAGUACCAUCCAAGUGGACAUUCCACUGCCAGGGAGUACUGCGGCAACUGAGGUGCUACAGCAUGUGCCUCCACAUCAACAUAAGUACCCCACCUGUGCAGAGCAAGAUUCUAUGCUGGCCCUUGUGUUCACCAUCGCCAACUUGUGUUUCACCCUCUAUAACCCUUUAAUCGGGACCAUCUUUGACAAGUUUGGCACUAGACUGAGCAGACUCAUGGCGAGCACAUUGCUGAUAUCUGGUGGCAUAUUCUUGGCGUUCACAACUACAGAUAUACCUCAUCUGAUUUUCCCCGGCAUGUCUCUGUUUGCUAUGGGAGGUAUGCAGUUGUAUGUCUCAAAUCUACAGAUUGGCAGCAUGUUUGGGAAGAGGCAGUCUACAGUUGUGACAAUAUAUAGUGGUUCUUUUGAUACAUCAUCUGUAGGAUUUCUGCUUGUUAAGAUUGCAUAUGACAAUGGUAUAUCUCGUCAACAUUCCAUGUAUUUCUACACUUCAUUGGUUGCAAUUGUUCUACUUAACACAUUCCUCUUGAUGCCAAAGUUUAAAGUAUUUACAGAUGAGAAACAAACAAAGGGAGAGCAACUUGAGAAUGGGGAGGAGAUGAAAACACUAAGAUCUCAAAACACAAUCGAUGAAAAAAAUGAUGCAAAAACUGACAUUCAAGCUGAUAAUGAAGAUAAAUCUGACCAAAACUCACACCUUGCGGCUGAUAAUCAUACAGAUCUUCAAGAGGAUCACAUUGUGAAGGGAAAUGAAUCUAUUAAACCGAUAAAGAGAUAUGUGUUCAGUUUGCUAUAUAUGUUUCACAUUAUAUGGAUUACUAUAGGCCAGUUAAGGUUUAUAUUUCUGGUUGGCAGCAUGAAUGCUUUGCUGAAUGUCCGAGCCAAUGGAGACCAUGAGACAGUGAGCUUCCUAACAAAUGUACUUAGCUACUUCAUGAUGUGCGGGUUGUUAUGUGCGCCAUUCGCUGGCAUGAUCAUGGACAAGCAUUCCAGAAUUAUACAGAGCAAGAAAUCAAACAGUGCAAUGUCUCUUCUGGACAAUGCCUUAAGUACAUCAAUAGCAUUGACGAUUACGUGUAUAAUGAUGAUCGGUGUCUCUGUCUUGGUACUCAUCCCUGUUUUGGAAUUACUCUACAUCGCAUUCCUGUUUGUUGUCGUCUUCCGUUCAUUCCUCUAUGGGACAGCUAUAUCAUUUAUAGGAAAAGUCUUCCCAAUGCAGUAUUUUGGAAGCCUGCUUGGCCUCAUGUACUUCAUCUCUGGUGCCAUUGCCACCUUGCAGUUCCCACUGUUUAUAUGGGCAGAAGGACCACCAAAGGACCCUACCUAUCCGAAUGCAUUACUUCUGGCCCUUGCAGUUGUCUCUACAAUUCAUCCGAUAUACAUCAUUUUUAAACAUAAGCAAAGCAGUAAGCUCACUGGAUUGGGAUAAUGCUGGAUGAGUUAGAUCUAAGAACCAUCCAAAAAAUUGAAAUCAUGUUAAAGAAGUUGGGAUCAGAAGGUUCAAUGAUUUCAUUUGGGAAUUUACUUUUGCAUUGGACAUUCUCCAAAAUAGCCGAGAUGAUGAGGAUUUGUGUUUUUUGAAAAUAGUUUUGAUCUGAUUUUGUAUGUAAUGUGCCAGUUUCAUUGUGUAAUUUUAUUAAAGUUUAUAUAUUAUGGUACAUGUAUGUAAUCAAAACAGUGUUCAUUAUGUAUAAGUACUAUAUUGGUCAAUGUAAUACUUAAAGAGUGUUCAUAAGUAUACAUGAAAAUUAGUAUAAUGUAUUAGUACUGUACUGUUUUGUAUAUGUACUUACUAUGUAAAUUAAUUGUAACAUUUUUCAUGAUCUGCCAAGUACACAAAUACUGCCAUAAUAAUGCAUCAGUAUUUAUUGUUUUGCUAAAUGUGCAAAAUAUAUUAAAUACUGUUCAUUGUACUUAAUGUAAAUGUGUCCUAAGUCAUAAUACAUACCCUGUUUAUAAUGUAUCAAUACAGGAUUAGAAAAUGUGCUGAUACUCAUAGCAUGUAUCGAAUAAAUGCAUUGUUGUAAUUAUGUAGGUAUCAAUGUAGUAAACUUGAUACAUGUUAUAAAUAUAGUGUUUAUAAUAUAUCUUUCCAAAAAUGUAUGAAACAUAAUGUACAUUGUUAAGUUUUAACCUUAAUAUGAGUAUGUAAUUGUAUGAAUACUACAUUUAUGUAUGUUGUUUAGUAUGUACCCAGAAUUAUGUUAUAUGGAUGUAAUUUAUAUAGUUCAGUUUAUUAUUUUAUGUAUAUAAUUAUGAUAAAACAAUGCCUUAUAUAUUUAUUUUAUGAAUCUCACUUCAUUUAGUGUAUUCAGUAUAAUGUCAUCUCGAUUCUUUUAUGAAAAGUUGCAAUGUGUUUACUCCAAUGGUAGCUAUUCUGGAUCAUAUGGAGAUCCUUUAAAAUUGUCUUCUCGUUCACCCAUCCAAUUGUAUGUUCUUCAACAGUAUCAAACGAAUGCAAACUGCCAUUCGUCUGAACCAUUGCUGCUCAUAUCAAAAUAUUCAAGAUGUAUACUAUACCACCGUCAUUGCAAACCAAUCUUUUGGUAACUUGUGAAUGAAGCAAUUACGGUACUAGUACUGUGAUUUUCCUUCAUGUGAGUCCACUGUUUGGUGCCAUUAUAGAUUU
This is a messenger RNA of Owenia fusiformis, 3389 nucleotides long. The record is from the annotation of a GenBank genome assembly. Lineage: Eukaryota; Metazoa; Annelida; Polychaeta; Sabellida; Oweniidae.